This is a messenger RNA of Melanotaenia boesemani (Boeseman's rainbowfish), 4070 nucleotides long. RefSeq names its product proline, glutamate and leucine rich protein 1 (gene pelp1). Lineage: Eukaryota; Metazoa; Chordata; Actinopteri; Atheriniformes; Melanotaeniidae. The transcript has 19 exons. The coding region runs from base 36 to 3785 and encodes 1249 amino acids. Gene Ontology annotation, cellular component: nucleus. Gene Ontology annotation, biological process: rRNA processing. The record is from RefSeq and is a predicted model, not a curated record.
GCAAGAAAGUGACGUCAGCCUGGCGGAGAGGGAAAAUGGCUGCGUCGGCUUGGCUGCAUGGCUCCUCUGCUAUGCGCAUCACUGAAGGUUUGGUGCUGGUCCUGAAGGAGCAGCGUCCGGAGUAUUUACCUGAUGCGUUGGCCAAGUACAGGGAACAUGGCGUGUUCCCCACACAGAGCGCGAGCGACGUGGCUGCUCUCGUGGGUUUUACCAAUGCUAAAGUGAGCUCGAGCAAAACCAGGUUUGAAGGACUGUGUAUGCUGUCUGUCCUGGUGAAAGACAGUUCCAGUGACCUCUUCCAGCAACACUGCCUCUCCUGGCUGCGCUCCCUGCAGCAGGUCAUACAGUCUCAGGCUCCGGUUCAGACCAUCCAACUUGCUGUAAAUAUCCUGAAAGACCUGUUGCAGUACUCUCGCCAAUUACCAGAACUGACCAGGGAGGUGGGCCUCAACUCCAUCCUGGGGAUCCUGACAUCUCUGCUGGGCCUCAAGACAGAGUGUGAGCUAGCAACCAUGGAGGGGAUGAUGGCCUGUAUGGUCUCCUACCCCAGAGCUUGUGGAUCUCUCCGGGACAAACUAGGAGCCUAUUUUCUCUCCAAAAUGGACAGCACCAACAGGAAAACACAGGAGAUGGCGUGCCAGUGUUACAGCCGCCUGCCUUGUUUGGGGGGUGUGUUGGAUAGAUCUGUGGGGGUCGGUCGGGCUGAGAGCUGGACCUACCAGGUUCACUGUCUGCUGGCCUCAGCCAAUGGCCUGCUGGCUCAGAUCUAUCAAGGCUCAGAAACAGAUGCAGCCGUGCAGUAUCAGGGUCCUGGUGUGGAGCUCGCCUUCCCUCGUCUAGACCAGACGGACGCGCUGCUGCUUCUACAGCUGCAGCACCGAUACGCUGCCAUCUGCUCUGCCAUUAAACACACUCUCAGAGUGGAUCCGGCCUCAGCUGUCCAUCUUCCAGUUAGACCGAUGCUCAAUCUGGUGUGUCGGGCGCUGGCUUUCAGCUCCAAGAGUAUCAGUUCAUCUGCGGAUGGAAGUCUGAGACUGUUGGUCCUUCCCAGUAUACACACCAACACACUGGAGGUUCUGUCAGAGCUCAUCACAAUUGUCCGUAGCGGCAUGGUUCAGUAUGCUGCUGUGAUCCAGAGGCUGUUCUCUCAGACGCUGUCGGCCUGGACUCCUCUACCUGAAACCAGCGUGGGAAAACAGAAAGCUUACUGCUCAGUGAGGGUCUCUGUAUACAGAGUCUUGGAGCUGUGGCUCCAGGUAGUCGGUUCCUCUGCUAACAUCCUUCAGGGAACACAGGGACACACAGAACUCCUGUUCAGCCACCUGCUGGGAGACAUUACACCAGGAGCAGAUGCUGUCAAGCUCCGGGGAGGUUUGUCGGUGGAUGUGGUUCCUGGAGGGAAGCCGGGCCCUCGUAGGACAAAGCAGUUGGUCAUAUCAGAUUCAGUGGAGCCGUCACUCCAAAGAAAAGGAGAUCUUCUACCCAACCAGGAUACAUGUGUCUCUGCCCUCAGAGCUCUGAGACAGAUCAUCCUGACCAGUGGUACACUGCUGAAGGAUGAUGUACACAAGCGUCUCCAUGAGGUGGUGUUACCGCUGUGUGUCCGUCUGCAGCAGCAGUCUAGCAGCAGCUCCGCCUGCGAAUCUGCAGGAAGCAUCAGCAGCCAGUACGGCAGCGCUCGCACCAGGAGAGAGCUCUACAGGUUGCUGCUGGCUCUGGUCCUGGUCCCGUCACCUUGUUGGCCUCCACCUCUGACUUGUGCCGUGUCCAUCUUCAGCAAAGGACGCAUUGACCACAACCUCAAGGUUUCUACCUUCUGUGCUGAAGCUCUGACCAUCUGUAACUCGAUCGUCCAUUCCCGCUCUCCCUCCAUUUCACUUCCCUUACCUCCCCUCACCCUGAAGCCCCCCACCGCUGCUUCAGUCCUUUCUUCCCAGGGACCUACCCCCCAGCUAACCCUACCUAGCCUCCUAGAAGGUCCCGUCCCUGGUCCUCCCUUCCCUACUCGUCAUUCUCUGAACCUCGGCCCCACAUCACUGUUGGGAUCUCUGGAGAACCACCUUUCCCUGGUUCCAGGACUUUCAGUCCAGGGUCCUCCUUCGGGAGACCUGAUCCUGUCCCCUCAUGGACACCACCAGUCGGAGCUUUCUGGACUGGGUCCUCCAGAGGCACAGAGACCAGUGUUUGUCCGUUACGAUAAAGAGGAAUCGGAGGAUGUGGAGAUAUCUCUGGCAAGUGACUCCGACGAUAGCGUGGUCAUCGUUCCUCCAGGAAUGCUGAACAUGGAGAACCAGCAGGACGACCCCUCAGGGAACCCUCCCAAUGUCCUCCCUUCCGCUCCGGGCACAAGCGCUUUACCAGGAGGAGAAUCUGUUGCCAUGGUUCCUGCCACGGCAACAACCACCACCAUUGAUGUGUCCUCUCUCUCCAAUGACCUGGCCACCUCUUCCCCCCUCAUCACCACCUCCACCACCUCCAUUAACUCCUUACCCCCCUCCAGUGCCUCCGUGGUCUCACUGGUUCCGCCUCUUACCUCCAGCACUGUUUCAGCACCCCCUAGUGGUCUGGGGGAUUCGUUACCGGGGAAACCCCAGCUCCAACAGAUGCUGAUGCAGCCCCCCACAGCAGGCCAGCCCCCACCCAUGGGCCUGCCCCUCCAUAUGCACCAGCUGCAAAACCAGUUAACCCAGCAGGGACGGCACCUCCACCAGCAUCCACCUCCACCACCCAGCAACGAGGACUCAGCCAUCAUCAACAUCAACAGCACAGAUGAGGAGGAAGAUGAGGAGGACAUGGAGGAUGAUGAGCUGGAGGAGGAAGGCAUGGACGAGGAAGACGAGGAGGAAGAAGGGAGCGAUGAGUUUUAUGAUGGGGAGGAGUACGAUGACUUUGACGAAGAAGAGGGUGAAGAGCUGGAAGAAGAGGAAGAGGAGGAGGACGGGGACAUGCCACCUCUGGAGGGAGCAGAGGACAAGUCAGGGGAGGUGGGGAUGGAGGAGGGCAAGGUGCUUCGAGCAGCAAUGGACGAAGGAGGGAUGACGGGAUACAUCGUGGAGGGAGACAUGGAGGGAGGUAUUGAAGAACUCCAGACCAGCAGAGGAGUGCUGGGAGAAGAUAGGCUGAAGGUCCAGGAGGUGGAGAGCAUCGGCGUCCUGGAGGAGGCUCGGGAAGGAGGAGAGGAGGAGGAGAGCGAAAGGAUGGACGAUCCCACCAUGCCACAGAUCCUGUGUGUCACCGGAGGAGCUCUGGAGGAGAGGUCAGAGGUCAGUGAGGAGGCACCAGAAGAAAGAGGAAGACUUCAGGAGGAGGUCUGGAGCGAUGGAGUGAAGGAGAAGGAGCUAGGAGAUCUAUCAGAGGAAAACUCAGCCAGUCUGCAGGAACCUGCAGCUGAAACUGAACCAGAAGAUGGAUCCAGAGACCAGAAGUCAUCUGGUCAUCAGGAGGAGCAGCCGGAGCUUAGUGAAGAAGACUCAGGAGGAGCUGAUCCCAAACGGUCUGCUGACCUGGAAGCUGUAGGCCAGGAGCAGACCGAUAUUGACCGAGGAGACGGACAGGAAGCAGAACCUCCAAAGAGAGAAGAGGAAAAAGGACAACGGGGGGAAAGUGAUGGAGAACAUGACAAAGGAAUGAAGAGAAAGAGGGAGGAUGGAAAGGCAGACGAGGAAGCUGGACAAAGUCCUGAGAAGAAAAAGCAGGAUGAUGAAGCCAUGGCAUCCAUGUUGGCAGACUUUGUGGCCUGUCCACCUGACGAUGAAGACGUCGCUUCGGGAUCAAACUGCUCCUAACUGGUGAACUGUUAUCAUGAUGGAUGUUUCACCUCAUGAAUAAAAUCUAUGCCGUUGUUUCCAUCAUGUCGUGCUCCACCUGAUCUAAGGAUCGAGCCCUCACCUUUGUAUUUGUUUAUUUUCAACUAAAGCCAACUCGACUCCAGUCUGACGAUGAUGGCCUUCAUCUGUUCAUGUAUACAGUACUCUUCCAAGUCUAGUGUUCUGGAUUAAUCUGCAUGUCUUUUAUGCGUUUUCAUUUGUCAUCACUAUGUACUUUCUUAUAAAAGUAAAUAUUCAGCCAUG